Molecule: messenger RNA, 1137 nt
Organism: Ylistrum balloti
Lineage: Eukaryota; Metazoa; Mollusca; Bivalvia; Pectinida; Pectinidae
Product: low-density lipoprotein receptor-related protein 4-like
Exons: 8
Coding region: 1-1137 (378 amino acids)
Cellular component (GO): membrane
Source: RefSeq, a predicted model, not a curated record
AUGCUUUUGAAGGUGGUGCUGAUUCUCUUCAAUUUUCAUCUUACUUCUGCAACAGAUCCAGAAUAUCAUGUGUUGGUGUUAGGAGAGUAUGCUAACGAAGGCACUGUUGUACUUUUUAAUGGUACAGAGUUAUACCCACUCUGUUACGAUGGCUGGGACGACGAAAAUGCCGCCGUAGUUUGCAGGAUGAUUGGCUAUACGAGUGACGGAGCCAUUGCUGUCCAAAGCAACGCAACUUUUGGCAUGACAUCAUAUCAAUAUGACUGUAAUGGAAACGAACAGUUGCUUCAGAACUGCCCAGUCAAUGUCACAGAGUGUUCAAUGCAUGGAGGGGUGGUCUGCUCCAAAGACCCCAUACCAACUGAUUUCUUCCUCCUUGCCAUGGGAAGUUCCAUCGUCCGAGUGGAUCGUUUUCACGAGGGCCUUACUGUAAUCAAGUUUGACACGUCACGCUACUUUUUUGACAUCGGUUAUGAUUUCAUCGAACAAGAGAUCUUAUGGACGGACGCAUUACUGAAGCAGAUAGCAAAAUGUGAUUUUAAUGGAGGGGAGAUAACCAUUAUAUAUCAAUCGGGAAACGCUUCCGCAAUGCACGGCAUCGCAGUCGACAGUGACUCUCGCCUGAUAUUCUAUACUGAUGCCGGAUAUCAUGAAAUUGGUGUCGUACAUGCAGACACAUUGACAAGAACUGUACUAAUUAAUUCGUCAUUAGAUAAACCCGGAAAGAUAAUCAUCGACUACAAUACCAGAAAGAUUUAUUGGGCAGACUGGGGAGAGAACGCAAUGAUUGAACGUUCAAAUUAUGACGGAUCUGACAGAGAGGUGCUCGUCAGCGCAGGGCUUAUCAACCCAAAUGGCCUAGUAUUGGAUGGCGACCUGUUGUAUUGGUGUGAUGCUGACUAUGGCGUAAUAGAAAGAAUAUUCAGGAACGGAACAGGAAGAACUGUCAUUUAUACCACAGGAUUUGCCCACUGCUUUGAUUUUGUUCUAGUUGACGACUAUUUCUAUUGCAAUGAUUUGAACUUAACUAAUAUCAUCAAACUUGCAAAAGACGGAAGUGGAUAUUCUGCAUAUGGCCCACCUUUACCCACACGAUAUGGCAUUGUUUAUUAUCGAAAAGGUAAUUUGACUAAAUAA